Molecule: messenger RNA, 1758 nt
Organism: Mycotypha africana
Lineage: Eukaryota; Fungi; Mucoromycota; Mucoromycetes; Mucorales; Mycotyphaceae
Exons: 3
Coding region: 180-1676 (498 amino acids)
Source: RefSeq, a predicted model, not a curated record
AUAUGUGUACAGCCAAAAAAACAAAGGAAUGGCUGUGAUAACUUCCCUUUUGCCAAUCUCCUUUCUUUUUUGACGUGUAUAGAAUUCUUUGCUGCGAUUUGCGCCUAUUUUAACUGCAUGAAAUUUACGGAAUAGCCAACUAUUCUGCCCUUGUCUUGUCCAAAAGAGGAGAGAGGAGGAUGACGGAAGCCUAUCAUAAAAACAACCUUCUUCUUAUGUAUCAACACCCACCCCCACCCCCACAUCCACAUCCACAUCCACAUCCACGUCAACGCCAACGCCAACACCCAACCUCUUCCAGAGACCAUCAUGCCAAGCUGAAAAGACCACAAAGCUACACCUACUCUCCUUCAGAAAAACCCGUGUCUGUCGUUCAGAACAAUGCUGCCGCCGCAGGUAGCGUACAGCGUCCAAUCGCACGUGCUGCUUCCAUGACGCCUACCUUUAUGGAGAAAAGAAAAGAUCAACAGCAGCAAGCACCACGCCAUCGCCACAGCCACAAUGAUCGUCAGAGUAGUAGCGCUAGUCAUAGUACGAGUACGGCUACCACGACGACGACCAGUAAAAGCAAUGACGCCACUGAAGAGAACCAACAACAACAAUACAACCACCAGUUUCGCAAAAGUACGAGUUAUCUCCAACACGACCCAAACCUGCAUCCUCCGUUUAAAAAGAUAAGGCCAAGAAGUUUAAUUUCUACACCUCUAUCUGCAUCGACAACAACAACAACAACAACCACGAGCCCAAGCGCGAGGAUGUCAACCACCACAACGCCGACGACGAUGAACCAUCGACUUCGACCCACGCCAUCACCACAAAACAACAACAGCAGCUCUUCUUAUCGCAACAACAUCCAUCCCAAACGACGUAGUAUGACAGCCAUACCACCCUCGACCAGCAGUAUGAAAAGGUCCCACAGUCCUCCUGCUCUACCUUCACCGCCUCUCCUUGCUACCACCAGUAGUGGUAGACGAGCGAGUACAUCCAUAUUAUCAGCCUCUACUUUAGCCACUUCUUCUCCUUUUCCUCUCUUCACCUCCUCCGUACCAGCUACUCCCCGUAAGACACCUAUACCUACUACUACUACUACUACUACUACUACUACAACAACGCGUGCUACUGCUCCUGAUGCUGCUGUCGUUCAAACCACCCCCCACACGAAAUCAAAAACCCGGAAACGAAGGAAUUCAGUCAACGUGCUCGACGAUAAUAUGCCAUUGGCUGUUUUAGCGUAUAAAAAAGGCUAUAGUCAAGUGCUCGUACAGUCCGAUGGUGGUGGUGCUACUACCACGACGACGAACAGUGAUAUUCGUAGUAGUCCAUGUAUUUCGUCAUCAGAAGAAGAAGAAGAAGAAAAGAGCAGUAAAAUAGGUACAGAUAAAAGCAACCGUCAUCCUAGUAGUCAUACCAGCAGUCGUCACUUCUUCGGACGUACUACGGCUGGUCGUAGUAAACGGAAACAUCCUCAUCCUCCUCCUUUACACGAAAAAAGAAAGGAACAGCAACCCCAACCACAACCUCAACCACAACCACCACAACAGCAAAAGCAAAAAAACACAACCUCCACGAAAAAAAAGACGGCAAAAAGUCGAAUGACAAAGAUUCUAAAGAUGAAAUGGGUAUUCACCGUUUUCUUCAAAACAACCAACCACCGUAAAAAUGCAUAUAAAGGAUAGUCAUCAGUAGCAGUGCUACUCCUAACUCGUCAUUCUAUAUACAACUGAAUAGAACAAAACCGUCGCUCUAUGUAUUAUAAUA